Messenger RNA from Musca domestica (house fly), 2796 nucleotides. It is a transcript of the gene mbo, whose product is annotated as nuclear pore complex protein Nup88. Gene Ontology annotation, molecular function: structural constituent of nuclear pore. Gene Ontology annotation, cellular component: nuclear pore. Gene Ontology annotation, biological process: protein import into nucleus; ribosomal small subunit export from nucleus; mRNA export from nucleus. The record is from RefSeq and is a predicted model, not a curated record. Bases 164 to 2368 code for a protein of 734 amino acids. The transcript has 12 exons. NCBI's taxonomy places the organism in Eukaryota, Metazoa, Arthropoda, Insecta, Diptera, Muscidae.
UUUUUAAUUUCGGCGUGAGCACGUUUCUGUUUUGUACGUUGCCGGGCAAAAUUUUUGUUUAUUAACUAAAAAAUUAAAACUAAUAACAAAUUCGUUAAAAAUUGCAAAUCCCUGUUCCCUCUCAUAUACGUAGUUCGUAAAAUAAAAGAAAAAGUGUCGCGCCAUGGCCUCCACCGACUGUUUACAAAUGAACAAAACAACAAUGUUUGCCAAGAUUCGCGAAUCUUUGGCGGUGGAAAAGCGUUUGCAUACGGAAAAUCUAUUGGAAUGUAAAGAUGAUGUGCUAUUUUGUUGGGACUCCAAAGAGUCGUGUUUGUUGGCUCUCAACUGGCGGGCUGCCAUGACAAUGGGCCUGGAUCAAAUUAAGUUUCAGACCCUGGUACCCUCCAUACUCCUGAGCUUUGAGGUCGAACGUGUUGUCUCAUCAAUUGAGGGCUCCCUUUUGGCACUGGCCGGACCGAAAGGCGUUUGUAUUAUGGAAAUGCCCCGACGUUGGGGUGCCAAUGGCCAGUUUAUGGAUGGCAAAUCGCGUAUCACCUGUCGAGCCUCUAAUUUGGAUGGCCACUUCUUUGCAAAUAAUCCACAUUUGGAAUUACGACAAUUACGCUGGCAUCCGGCCUCACCCACGGAUUCACAUUUGCUUGUUUUGCUGUCGGACAAUACCAUAAGAGUCUAUGACAAUGCCUCUUUGCGCCAUGUUUGGCAAGUUGGCCCUUUGCCCCUGAAACAUGAUGGCAGCCUGAAUCCUUCCACCGUAUAUGCCCUGGGAGAGGCUGCCGUGGAUUUUGACAUAGCCCCAGCUGUUAAUGUGGCCGAAAUGCAAGUGAAUACCAUGAAUGCCACCAUAAACAAGGAUCAAAGUGUUCUCGUGAAUAGUACCAGACUUAAUCAGAAUACCAAUAGGACAAUAAUUGGUGAGACAACAAAGGUUAGCUCCAAUAAAUUACCCGAAAAGAUUGAAUGGCCAAUUGUAAUCCUAAGGGAAAAUGGCAAUAUUUAUGUCCUGAUGUCUGGUCUGGAUACUGAGAGACCCCGUUUACAGGGCCCCAUUACCAUCACCCCUUCCACAGUGGAUAAUUAUGGCUUGGAUAGUUGUUCGAUUUUGGUCAUACCCUCACUGCCACCCACCUUGGUUAUUGCCGAGACCAAUGGUAAACUGCAUCAUGCCCUGUUUUUGGAAGCUGAAAAUGCCGAGGAUUCCUUCAAUGAAGUCGAUGACAGUCUGAUUAUACAUCCCUGCGAAUGGACCGUACAUGUUUUGGAAACAGUUGAGCUGGAAUUGGGUUUACCCAAGGAUGAUGUAAAUCAACCCUACUUUUGUCCCAUUUAUCUUAAGAGAGAUUUCAUCAAUGAGCUACGUUAUUUUGCCUAUCACAAUACCGGUCUGCAUGUUAUCACGGUUAACUUUAUUGGAGAAUUACAAAGGUUUUUGGAAAAUGAAGUUGAUAGCGACAUAACCACUCUCUCCACUCCCUCACAUGCUGAAUAUUUGGUUUGUACCAAAAUCGAUACUGGAGACAAUAUCAAUGCCGUUCUAGGCUUCGUUUUGCUGCAAAUGCCUUCGUGUAUUGUCUUGCUAUUGGCCAGUGGCCAGGUUAUUACCCUCAAACUUGUCAUAGAUGCCAAACUCCUUUUGGAUUCACAAACAAAAUCCAAAGAUGACAUGUCUCUCCAAAAGACUGAUGAUGCCAAUCAAAAUCAAUUGAAUCAAUUGCUAAUGGGACCCUCUUUUGUCGAUCACAUACGCAAUAUGUUGAAACGUAGUGUUACCCAACCCAUCCUAUCGCUGGAUAAGAGCAAUAAUCCAUCACCCCAAGAAUGCUAUGAACUUUUGACGCAGGCCAUAGAGGUAUUGCGUACACAGUAUUUGAAACGUCAUGAAUUGGUUAAGGCCGAAGUUGCUAAACGCAUACACACCAUUAAGUUGUGCCGUGACCAACAGAAACAAGAUAUUGCCGAUUUGGAGGCGGAACGUGAAGAAAUCCGGGAUAAGGCCCACAAAUUGGCUGAACGCUUUGAGGAGCUCAGCGAUAAACAGGAGGUCUUAACGAAAAUCUGCCAGGAUCUAAUGCGCCAGGCCAACACCUGUUUGCCCAGCAAUUCAUUGGCCGAAAAGGAAUUCGCCCAGGAGGUAGAACGCAUCAAUAAGAUGACCAAAAACAUGACCAAUGCCCUGCAGAAAUGCAAAGAAUCCAUCAAUAAACAGAGUUACCAUAUUGCCAAAUAUCAAGAAAAUUCCAAAAAGAAAAACUUUGAAUUGCCAGAAACUCAGGAGAGAACAAUCAAAGAGAUCCUAUUGCAAAUGACUGCCGAAAUCGAUGGUCAAAUCAAAGAAGUCAAACGCAUCUCAAAAGUCGUGGGCAUCUAAGUGCCAUAAAUUCUCCAUCCCCAUUUUUUGUUUCUUAAUCUUAAAAAAAAAAUAAAUCCUAAAUUAAAAAUAAAACACCAACAAUUAUUAUUUUUCUUUUUCUUCUUCUUUUUAGCUUUCUUACGUAGUUUAUUAUACUUUCUUAUAUGACUAACAAUUAGUGGUUUCAAUUCUUGACGUUUAUGUUUACGCCACGAUAUCGACAAUAAUAUUAAAGAGUUAACAUAAAAAAAUAAUCUAAAGAAAUAGUUUUCAUCGUUGCCCUGUUGUUGUCCGUCCCAGUAGAAAUGUUCACGGAAACUAUCAUAGACAGCGUUCAUGCACAAAUAUGUUAAGAUGGUGGCACAACGUUGCAUGUCCAACCAUUUGCCACGGGCCAACAGAGCCAAUAUGGCCUCAUGGGCAUAAUCUACAAGUCAAUGAUCAAU